Molecule: messenger RNA, 4315 nt
Organism: Rhipicephalus microplus (southern cattle tick)
Lineage: Eukaryota; Metazoa; Arthropoda; Arachnida; Ixodida; Ixodidae
Product: tyrosine-protein kinase SYK
Biological process (GO): protein phosphorylation
Molecular function (GO): protein tyrosine kinase activity; ATP binding
Source: RefSeq, a predicted model, not a curated record
AUGGACGGUCGCAUAGACGGAAGCACGGAGGGACGGAACCAAGAACAAAUGGAUGGACGGAGGGCUGGCAGCGUGGGCGGAGGCGUGACGCUGUCGGCCGAGCCGUCGUGCUGCGGCGCCGCCGACGAGGACGGGGACGGGGGUGAUUCGGCGGAGCCCCUGGAGGAAGCGGCCUGUUUCUACGGCUCCGUGAGUCGCGAGACGGCCGAGUGGAUCCUCUGGGAGCGGGGAUGCGCUGACGGCCUGUACCUGCUGCGCCGAAGUGGGCCCGACUACGUGCUCUCGCUGUGCUUCGACCGCAGCGUGCUACACUACCGGAUACGAAGGCUCGCAGGUGCAGGCGUGGAGUUAUGCGGCCUACCGGGCCAGCAGUUCCGCGACCCUUGGGCGCUGCUCGAAGGGGUGCAAGGCCUGGCCACGAGACCUUCGCUGCCUUGCAACCGGGCCAGAGACGCCAUGCUGCCACCCACACACUGGGGGCUCUCCGACGACACCGUGCGCGCCUUCAUGCUCCUCAAGGCCCGCCAGUGGGGCAUGGACGAACAGCAGCUAGAUGGAAGCCCCACACCUGCGUCGCCGCAAGGGGUUCGACCCGAAGGCAGCGUUGGGCCCUGUGACCUUCGAUCUUUGCUCAGCAAGACCCUUCACGAGAUACAACCCUGGUUUCACGGACGGCUCAGUCGAGCCGACGCCGAGAGGCGGCUACAGGACGUCGGGCACCUGGACGGACGAUUCCUUGUCCGCGAGCGGGACGACAGCAGCUACGCCCUGUGCCUCAGCCACGGCGGUUCUGUGAAGCACUACAAGGUGGACGUGACCCCUAGUGGGGAAUUCGCCAUCCAGGACGGACAGCGCUUCCCCAGCAUUAUGUCGCUGAUCAGCCACUACACCCUCUUCAGCGAUGGCCUCUGGUGUCCGCUGACCGAAGCGUGCGUACGCCCCGACUGCCACCUGGUGGUAAAGCCGACCAGCACUGUCAGCAGGGUGGAGCAGCGGCGAAGCUUUGCGGCGACCACCACCACCAACACACGCACAGGCAUUCUCAACCGGCUCGUCGCCAGCAUCACGCCACAGCAGGCGAUGGAGCGAUCGCGGACCAUGCCUCGGCUUCGAGCACCAUCACGCCUAUCGUGCUCGUCACCGCCGCCGCAGCACCAACUCCACCUUCCGGCCACAUCAACUGCGGCCACUAUCGGCUGCCACCACUCCACGUGUGGAGCACACACAUCAUCAGGAGGUGGCCGGCGGUCAGCCAUGGGCAGCCGGCUGCACAAGGCUUCCAGCUUCGACCAUUUACUGCCAGGCUUCAUUAGCUACCUAUUUUCUGGAGACGGAGAUCGAAAGACAAUGCGUCGCAAGAGCUCGGGUGGCAAGAGGCUGCCGGAGAUGGAGCAGACCCUACCGCGCCGAGUGCCGUCGGUGCCGUCCGAGUAUUCGUGCGAGCGUCCUGUACCGGCACCGCGUCACUCGCUGGCGCGGCGGGACUAUCAGGAGGACCCCGUGUACGCGAACCGGCAGGCGCUGCUGCGGCGAGCGGCCGCUGCAGCAGCCGCUUCUGCUGCUGCGUUCGCCGAGUCCGGAACGGAGGCUACCGUCCACGACGAGGAACCCGCCGUGGAAGAAAGAGCCGCCCAAGAAGAGUUGACCCCACUGAUCGAGCUCGAGAGCCCACCGCCCGGUCCUCCAACUCCAGUGUCUUCGUCCUCGGGUCCCAAUCCUGGUGGCCCGUGUCGCCGAAGUGCCUCCUCUCCCAGCGUGGCUACACGAGCGCUCAUGCUCUCCGACCUGGACUCGUUCCCUCAGCCGGUGCCACUUCCCGACGAAGCCCGAAGCCCGUCUCCCACGCUGAUACUGUUCUCCGAGUGUGGUGACCUGGAAGACGGCCCGUACGAAGAGAUUGACUCGGCGGGAAGUCUCUCAGACUCGGCCACUCUUCCCGGUUCAGACAGCGGCGGCGGUGGCAGUCCGGCCAGCGGUCGCCUCAUCGACAUCUCUCAAGAGGACGACGUUCAUCUACCCAAGGACAAGGACUCGAGCGCGCCGGCAUCGCCUGAGAGAUACCUGCCACCGGGACCCGGCUCAGACGGUGGUCUCAAACCAUGGCUGUCCAAAGAGGAGUCCGAGUCAGCUUACCAGGCCAUGAAGCGCUUCGUCAGCGGACCCAUGAGCCUCGAUCCCAAGCUUAUCGUCCUCAAGGACAGAAUAGGCGUCGGCAACUUUGGUGAAGUGCACCGCGCAUUGUUCGGCAGUGGACCCGUGGAAGUCCAGAUCGCGGUGAAGAGGCUCCGAGACACGAUAGUGGGAGAUCACAAGGAAGAAAUCAUGAACGAGGCACAGACCAUGGCACAACUGGAUCACCCGCACAUCGUUCGUCUCAUCGGGAUAUCCCAAGGACAGUCACUGAUGUUAGUCAUGGAGCUGGCUCCACUAGGGCCCCUAAACCGUUUCCUAAGGCUUAAGAGAUCUCAGAUCCAAAAGAAUGGGGCUGGUCGUGUUCUGGCGCUGGCAUCGCAAGUGUGCGGCGCCAUGGCGUAUCUAGAAGCGAGACAGCUGGUCCACCGGGACCUGGCCGCGCGGAACGUCCUUCUGGUCAACGACCGCUUCGUCAAGGUCUCAGACUUUGGCAUGACGCGAGCACUGGGCUCCGGCAAGGACUACUACAAGGCGCAGGCGGCUGGCAAGUGGCCUCUCAGGUGGUACGCGCCAGAGUGCAUCUACUUCUUCAAGUUCAGCACUAAAUCGGACGUGUGGAGCUUUGGCGUUACCCUCUGGGAGGCAAUGUCUUACGGCGAGAGGCCCUACCAAGGUCUGGCGGGCCAGAGCAUCCUGGCAAUGCUGGAAAGUGGCAAGCGACUGGAGCAGCCUCACGACUGUCCCGACCGAGUUUACCAACUGAUGCAAUCCUGUUGGCAGUACAAGCCUGAUGACCGACCCUCGUUCACGGAAAUUUGUGCCACGCUUCGAGAGGCGCAAGAAGACUGCACCUGACCGAACGCUGAUGACGCGGCCAGCAAAACCAACUGCCCAAGAGGGGCCAGCGCCGACGUCUCAGACGCUGCCAUCAACCUGACGUCGUCGGUACAGCCGGUCCUCGAGCCGGGAACACAGUACCGCAAGGCACCGAUCUGUGAUGUUGUUACCGCACUUUGACACUCAGGAAGGCGCCUCCCACAUACGCAACACCAUCGACAAAUGCUCACGGCACUUCAUAUUUGCUGCUUCACGUGGCGGCUGGUCAUUGCAAGGGGGGGGGGGGGGGAGUGUUUUGUGGAAAACUUUUUUUCGCUUUACGGACAACGUUAGGAGGUGGAAGAAAAACGUUUUGAUUUUCCGUGCCACGCCUACAAGACUGCGGGGAAUGUAGAGGAGCGUGGAACACAUUGCGAAACUUGCCGAGUUCUUCAACCAUACCCUUUUUGAAUCUCCAUUUUGGGAUCCUUGAAUACUUUGCUAGCUUGACGUUAUCAGACUUAGCACGUCACCUUGCUAGCAUAAAAACUAUAUCGUCAUCAAGGACCUUUCAAAAUGAUUUCUGCAUAAUUUCUGUGAUAUCUAAGAGCCUUAUUUAAUUUGGUCAUCUCCGAACACUUUUUAACGGAACGAGCAACGAGUUUUUUUUUCUCAAGUACAUCCGGUCGAGCGCUUACUGCCCGCUUUUUAAACAUUAAUAAAAUUUAAUUUAUAGAAGUAUAACUUGUACGAAAUUAAUGGUUCUGGUCCAACUUCAUUGGAUUGGAUAGAUAUUCUAUUGAAGCAUACGUUUAUAUAAAGUAAAAACUAAUGCAGGAUCCGUAUCAAUAAUGAAAACUAAUUAAAUGAGUUCAUUGAUAGAGCAAGUGGUUUACUUAUGAAAAGCUGGUACUGCUGCCAAAUGUGCCGGUGCUGAUCUCAAGUACGCGCUUCUUUAUACGUAGCCUCUGACAUUCGCUUAAACUGUGCUACGAAAGACAUGUUUAAUUUCAAUAUACACGUGAACGCCGACGUGAGAGGCUCGGCUACCAGACAGCGAAGUCAAAGAUUAGGGCUGUCUCCUAUCUUCUUUUAUUGUUUUCCACGUAUUUUGUUCGCGAGGGCUUGAACCCGAGCUUGUUGGCAUGGCUUCAUCAUGAGAAACAGCACGGCCACACUGUUUUCGAAAGAGAAAACUUUGCGCUCGCUAACAACAUAACCGUUCAUUUCGUGUGAACAAAUAUAUAAACUUUCUUGGAAAGGGCAAAAAGAAGAAAAUAAAGCAAACUUGUUUUUUUUUUUCAUUUUCAAGGAAGCGAAUAUAUUUUGUACACAUGAAUAAAAGCUCAUGUUAGCCAGCGCAAAA